Molecule: messenger RNA, 2217 nt
Organism: Zygotorulaspora mrakii
Lineage: Eukaryota; Fungi; Ascomycota; Saccharomycetes; Saccharomycetales; Saccharomycetaceae
Gene: ROG3
Product: Rog3p
Exons: 1
Coding region: 1-2217 (738 amino acids)
Biological process (GO): ubiquitin-dependent endocytosis
Cellular component (GO): plasma membrane; cytosol; cytoplasm
Molecular function (GO): protein-macromolecule adaptor activity; ubiquitin protein ligase binding
Source: RefSeq, a predicted model, not a curated record
AUGUUCCCAAGUUCCAAGGCCAAAGAGCCAUUGCUCUAUGAUGUGCGAAUCAAAGGGACUGAUCAUGAUGUGAUACUGUUGAAAGGGACUAAUGCUGAGGCGCCUUCGGUGUUGUUGUCUGGUACUAUCGUGCUUUCGGUUCAGGAGCCCAUACAAAUCAAAAAUCUCUCUCUAAGGCUCUACGGAAGAAUACGUCUCAAUAUCUUGACACCAUACCAGUCUUCCAAAGGCCCAGCUCAGCGGUAUGUCAAGUAUGAGAAGAGGAUAUAUGAGCACACUUGGGAUAAUUUCGAUGUUGAUACUUAUUUCCAGAACCUUUACGAUAACUACGGAAAAGCAGCGAUAACAAGCAAGUCAUCAGUCAAUCUUUCGUCGCUACCAAAGAAGGCGAGGUCCUCCACUGCAUCUUUGAUGUCUCUUACCGGACAGUCAAGUUCCAAUUAUCAUACUUUGGUCAAGGGAAACUAUGAGUUCCCUUUUAGUGCGAUUUUGCCUGGUUCUUUAACAGAAAGUGUUGAAGGGUUGCCAAAUGCAUCAGUUGUCUAUAAAUUGGAGGCUACUAUUGAAAGAGUCAAAUUUUAUACUGAUUUGAUAUGCAGGAAACAUCUAAGAGUCGUCAGGACUUUAUCACCUGCUGCGUUAGAAUUGUCCGAAACGGUUGCCGUGGAUAACACCUGGCCUAAGAAAGUUGACUAUUCAAUAUCAGUACCUGCAAAGGCAAUUGCCAUUGGAUCUUCGACUCCCAUAAACAUUCUAGUAGUUCCUUUACUGAAAGGGCUAAAACUGGGCCCCGUCAAGAUAAGUUUGGUGGAGAGCUCGCAAUAUUGUGGAUCAUUUGGGUCUGUAUGCACUCAGGAGAGAACUGUUAGUAAAAUCAGACUAAAGGACCCACUGAGUCAUAUGUCCGGCUGUACUGAACCACUUUCAGUGACCGAGAACGAUGAUUCCGCUUAUCAGGAUAGAUGGGAAGUUCAUACUUUGUUACACAUCCCCCCCAGCUUAUCGAAAUGUACUCAAGAUUGCACUUUGCUUAAUAGCAUAAAAGUGAGGCACAAAAUCAAGUUUAUCAUUUCCUUGGUGAAUCCUGACGGUCAUGUAUCAGAGUUGCGUGCCUCGCUUCCCGUCCAGUUAUUCAUUUCGCCGUUUGUCCCAUUAGGAGUUAAAACUGUUGAUGGAUUAUACGGUAGUGCAAAUAACUCUUCUACAGAUUUUAAUGAUGUUAGGUCCUGUACAAAAGAUCCUGAAUCAGAUGAUGAGAUGAUUUUUGCUAGAAGCGCUUCUGAGAUCGAACUUUCUAAUAACAAUCAAAACAAUGUAUCAGUUGCUGCAUCUCUGUCGGAGAUGAUGUCUCCACCAAAUUAUGGCAAACACAUAUAUGAUCGUUUAUGGAGUGAUCUCUCUAAUGCUAAUACCCCUCCUCUUUCCGGUGCUCAUACUCCAAUAGAAGAGCUACAGGGUGAUGGCAACAACAGCACUGGAAGUGUUUUAGACACUCAGGAAAAUGUUAAUGAGCUGCAAAUGAACUUACAAAGACUUCGUUUAGAGAGGGAGAACGAUGUACCAGGUUUAGGUCUACCAUCAACUCCUUCUGAGCAGGAACAGAGCAAUGGUAACACGGCAUUGCUGCAACCACCGCGACCGGGGUUGAGAAAUAUACAGAGUCCUUCUAUGACACCAGGGUUCUCCCAUAUUUCAAGACAAAAUUCAUUUACCCUUCCACCUGGAUCUUCACCGGCAAAGAAGGAUUGGGAACUUGGAACGCUAAGUAGAGUUCCCUCGUAUGAUAAAGCUAUGAAGUCUGAUAUGAUCGGAGAUGAUUUACCACCAGUAUACCAUGUUUUAUCAAAAGAUAACAACAAAGGAGUCUUAGAAAGGCCACAGAUAGUUCACCACAAAUCAGCUUCAUCAGUGUUAGCAACCUCAAAUGGUACACAAAUGUCUCAAGCUGCUUUUACGAGAAGUAAUAACAGUUCUUCUACUUCAUUGUCGCAAAGUCAGACCAACGGAUCUAGCACCAACCUGGCAAAUAAUAUGCCAUCUUCAAAUAAAGGACAAACAGCAAGCAGAUAUUUUUCAUUUGGAAUGACUCCGGUAGAAAACAGCGAUUCAACAACUAGUCUACAUCUUCAAAGAAGCUCCUCAAAGGGCAAUUUGCAAAGAAGCACUGGCUCAUUGUCCAACUUGAUGGGGCUGCUUUCGAAAAAGGAGAAAAAAUAA